Messenger RNA from Bombyx mandarina (wild silkworm), 6259 nucleotides. It is a transcript of the gene Set2, whose product is annotated as SET domain containing 2. Lineage: Eukaryota; Metazoa; Arthropoda; Insecta; Lepidoptera; Bombycidae. Gene Ontology annotation, cellular component: chromosome; nucleus. The record is from RefSeq and is a predicted model, not a curated record. Gene Ontology annotation, molecular function: protein binding; histone H3K36 methyltransferase activity. Gene Ontology annotation, biological process: regulation of DNA-templated transcription.
GAAAAUUGAAAUGGAUUGAAAUUGAAAUGAAUUCCGACAUAACGAAAUACAUAAAUGACUGUAUGCGGUUUUCUUGACAAAUAAGGAAUCAUCCAUCAUAAGUUAAAAAAGACUAGUUUGGUCGCUUAUUGGUCAAAGUUUUGUUACUGUUUUAAACUGACAAAAUACGACUAUUCGUUCAGUGACAAAUGUAAGGAAUACUAGUUGUUCCAAAAAGUGAUGGUUGUUUGUUGCUGCCUCCGAGUAGAAGAGCAAUGGCGAAGCGAAAGAAGGCUGCGACAAGGACUGUCGCGACGAGGCGCACUAGUCGGCGCGGGAAACAGACGAGUAGUGUCGCGCCUACUGAGGGCGAGCCCUCUGCGUCCGUCGAAGCCACAGCCGAAAAUAACGAGCCUCCGUCUCCUCAGCCCAGUACCUCUGAGCUCCAGUCAGGAUCCAAUGAUGACCACAAUAUCUCAGAAUCACAACCAUCAGAGAUACAGGAGACAACCUCUAAACCCAACCCUGUUCCAAUCAUUUCAUUGCACAAGAAGUUUGGCAAAUACAGAUGUUUGUUCAAUAGUGAUGAUGCAUUUCUUAGAAAAUAUGAAAUUGGGAGUGAUAGUGAAACCAACAGUAGUAUGGAAAUUAGAAUAGUUGACCCAUGUGCCAGCUCUGAGUCUGAUUCAAAUGCUGCAAUAGAUACACAAUCAGAUACAAACAGUGUUGUUUGUAUCAGUCCAAUGAACAGUGUUACAAAUGUAGUGCAGUGUAGCUCAAGAGAUAUAUCACCUUUGACUGUAACACAUCAAGCCUCUGAAAAUCAUGAACGAGAGUUGGAUGAGCAAAAAAAUAGGGAUCUGGAGUCUCCUUCAAUAUUAGAUGAUAAUUCUCAAAUCACUGAUGAUUUUGAUGAAAAGAUUGAGAUCACAAGGAAAGAAAGCCCUGUGAUGAUUGAAACAGAUGCUCUUUCAAAAGAAGCAAUUUCAUCUAAAAAUCAAGAUUUAUGUCCACAAUAUAAUGAAACUGAUCAUAGUAUUCUUCUGGAGGAUGACCAAGCGGACUACAAUUGUGAUGAUGAGGAAAUUAUAACAGUUGUACAAAUAGUUGAAGAUGACAAUCCAGAACUUUACUAUGACAUCAAAAUAGAUAGCCCAAAAGUUAAUGCAGGACAAUUCGAACAAGAGCAAAGUAAAAAGUCUCAAGAGAUAGAUUUUCAGAGACAUUUUCAGAAUUUAAAAUUGAAUUCAAUUGCUGAAUCCACCUCUCCAAUGGAAUGUUCAGAAAUUAUUGAUAUUACAACACCAUGUGGCACUCCAGAUCUCCAAACACCCAAAGACAGUUUGAAUGAUCUGUUAAUAAGACCAGAUCCUAGUUUGACACCUAGUUCAACUCUAUCAGACGAUAGUAAUUGUUCUCGGGCAGAUCACAUUCAAAACAACUCUAAUGAUUCAGCUGAGUCAUCACCAACAGGGGUACGCAGGUCGAAUCGUAUAAAAACAAUAAGUAAUCUCAAACAAAAAACUAAAGGUUAUGGUCUAGUAAAGACCCCACUGAAAAAGGCUCUGAUAACUCAAACAAAGUUAAAAUUAGAAGAAAUUGGAUCUGACAGUCAGGAGAAAUUUAGUGAUCAGGGUAACACAGCUCCAAAUUCUCCUUCGUUUCCAGUUCCAUCAGAGAUGCCUGUAAAAGUAAAGUCUAGGUGGAGGCGGUCUAGUGAGUUAGAAAUGGGAACAAACUCUCCUGCUAGCUCACCAUUAGCUAGUCCAGGUCUGCCCCAACGUAUGCCGGCUGUGAAUGAAGGGAAUGAAAGUGAAGAGCAGGAGUCUGUAGCUCUAAGUAAAGAAGCAUAUGAUAAAAUAAUCGAAGACAGAAUGAAUCAGUACCAGCAUUUAGAUGAGAAUGAGUAUUUAUGUGAAAGGAUGAUUAGUAAGGAAACUAAGAAAAUGAUCUGUGACUGUUUCAUGACCAAAGAAGAGUUAGAACGCGGUGAACUAGCAUGCGGUGAAGAUUGUCUUAAUAGACUACUUAUGAUUGAAUGUAACUCCAGAUGUCCUGUAGGAGAUCGUUGUACAAAUAGAAGGUUCCAGAAGAGAGAGAAUGCUGCUAUAAAAGUUUUCUAUGCGGACAAAAAAGGCUGUGGAGUUGAAGCUAAUGUGGACAUACCAACGGGUGAAUUUCUGAUGGAAUAUGUAGGGGAAGUUCUAGAUUAUGAACAAUUCUACAAACGCGCUCAAGCAUAUUCGGAUGAAAAUAAUCUCCAUCACUACUUCAUGUCUCUAAAAGGUGAUACGGUAAUAGAUGCUACGAUGAAGGGGAAUAUAUCAAGAUUUAUCAAUCACUCGUGUGAUCCUAAUGCUGAGACACAGAAGUGGACUGUGAACGGGGAGCUGAGAAUUGGGUUCUUCAGUAAAAGAGAUAUUGUAGUCGGAGAGGAGAUCACAUUUGAUUACCAGUUCCAGAGGUUUGGGAAGGUCGCUCAGCGCUGUUAUUGCGGCACCGACAACUGUCGCGGCUGGAUCGGUGGCGAGCCUGACUCUGACGACGAAUAUGAUGACGAGGAGGAGGAAGAUGUGUCCACGUCAAAGUCUAGUACGUCUGAAGGGGCGCAGUCCGAGUCGACGAGCGCGGAGCAGCCGCUGCCGAAGCCUCGUAAGCCGAAACGUGACCGCAAAUAUAAACCUAAGCCGCCCGAACUUGAACAGGACGCUGACAUUGAAGAAGAUUUAGAAGCAUUAAAUCGCACUGGCGUGAAGAAUCAAUCGCAUACGUUGCGGCUUUCUCGUACAGUUGUCCGUGCCAAAGGAAGAAAAGCGCAGAUAGCUUUACUAAGACUGCUGAGAGACGCAGAUCUGCCGUGUCGAAGACUAUUCUUAGACUACAGGGGUCUGAGAUUAUUGGCGCCUUGGUGUACUGAUGCUCCGUUAGACUUCAAAUUGGAAAUGCUGCAGACAGUAGAUCGGUUGCCAAUCCCGAACAAGACACUGGUUCAAGAAAGCCGUUUCUUUAUAAUUGUGGAGCGUUGGUUGAGUACGGCGGACACUCUACCAGAUAACAAUGUAUUCAUUGAUGAAGCCACCGGUUUGCCCAUUGACUUACCAAAUGGACCAAAUCCAGAAUCUGCUGUGAGUCCAGACAAGAUAAAGGAAAAUACGAAUAUUAUCGAAAAAAUAAAGGAUCUAUCGAGCCAAUUGCUUGAACGAUGGUCCAGUUUAAAGGAAGUUUUCAAAAUACCUAAGAAAGAGCGAAUACAACAAAUGAAAGAACAUGAACGUCAAGCCAAUGUAGAACGACGUGCUGCUGACUCGAGCGGUUCCAGAGAUAGGGAUAGAGAAAGAGAUAGAAGAGAAGAGAGAGAUAGGGAAAGAGAAAAGGAAAGGGAACGCGAUAGAGAAAGGGAAAGAGAACGAGAACGUGACAGAGAACGUGAACGGGAAAAGGAGAAAGAGAGAGAAAGAGACAGACAUAGGGAGAGAGAAAGAGACCGUGACAGGGAUAGAGAUAGAGAUGACAGGGAUAGAAGAAAAAGAAGAGUUAGUCCCGAGGGAAGGAGAAGUAUUCGUUUAAGUGAAAGAGUACUGGCGGCCGUGCCUCCCAUGUCGAAGGAGGAACGCAGACGGGCGUUCGCGGAGGCGGCCGCCGCGGCCGAGGAGACGCGCCGGCAGCGAGAGCAGCGCCCGCCAUGGCCCGGCUACUGGCCCCACGAACAGUUCUCGCCGCAGAUGUUUCCCGGUGGAAUGAUGGGCAAUGGGAACAUGAUGGGCGGCAUGAUGCCGAACAUGCCGGCCAACAUGUUGGGCUGCGUGCCUGACCUCCCUCAGGACUGGAUGCAGCAGCACGAGUUUCCACCGCCGGGCUUCUGUCCCCCCUUCCCGCCUGCUCAGCCCUUCUGUAUGCCGCAAGCUAAUAUGAUGGGUAUGAGCGGCUUCGGUGUUGGCGGCUUCAUGUACGGACAGCAGAUGGCGCCGUUCCCGCAGCCACAAGAACCGCCGCUACCGAGCGCGCCGGUGCCCGCGGCGCCGCCCCCCGCGCCCCGCCCGCCGACGCUGAGCGACACGGGCGAGGUGCUGCUGCCGUCGCAGUGGCGCAGCACGGUGGACCCGCGCGGCCGCACCUACUACUACCACGUCAAGCUGCGCCAGCCGCAGUGGUACCCGCCGCCGCUGCCGCCCUCGCCGCCGCCCGCAGAGGACAGUUCAUCGGACGAAGAGGAGCAAUUGAACAGCUCUUUAGACAGUCCGUUGGUGAGGCGACAUGCUAAAGGGAAACUUGUUGAAGGAGUUAAUGGUAUAUAUGAAGUAAUCAAAGAAGACGCUCAGAAUGGUUUGAUACCGGAGCACGCACUUCUUCACAUGAGGCCAAGGAAACGAAGAGUUGGAUUAGUUUCAGAAAGACCUAUAAGUCCUCGUACGGAAGAGGACAAAUUAGCAGGAAAAUUAGAAAUCAAACGAUAUAAACAGACUAAAGAGAAACUUCGAAGACGUCGUGAGAAAUUACUGCAGAAGGUAAUGCUGGCUUCCGGGAAACUCAAACUCAGACCUGGACAAGCAAAAUUACCCCUGUUAGACUUAUCCGAGAUAGACAGCGGGAGUGAAUCGGAUUCGGACGAGGCGGAGAAGUUGUGCUCCGGGUCGGUGAGCGUGCCUCCCGCUGUCCCCGCGCCCCCCGCCCCCGCCCCCGCGGCCGUGAGCGCGGAGACGUCGCGGCGCAUCAAGGAGCAGUUCCGCAGCGCGAUGGCGGGCGUCAUGGUGCAGCACCUCAACCCGUACCGCCACUCGGACGCGCCGGCCGGCAGGAUCACGUGCACGGCUGACUUUAAACACCUCGCCAGAAAGUUAACACACUUCGUAAUGUUGAAAGAACUGAAACAUUGCCGCUCCGUCGAGGAACUUGUCGUCACCGAUUCUGUACGAUCUAAAGCGAAGACUUUCGUCAAAAAAUACAUGGCCAAGUUCGGUCCGGUGUACAAACGGCCACCCGAGGAAGCAGACUAGGUACGUCACUGCACAGAUUAGGGCAUAACAAUUAGUACACGUCAGUGUCAUGUGACAGCAAACGUCACAUCGUUCGACACAUCCCGCCAGUGCUCGGUGUGAAUCUACUGUUUUAACUUCAUUCGAAUUGUGAGAUUGAAAACUAGACUUAUAAUUAUUUUGAACAAAGAAAAUUGAUUGAAGAAUUUUCCAAUGGAUGAUGAUAGCCUUUUUGUAAAUUUUGCCUUCGUUUAAAAUAGAAUGAAGCAGAUGAAAAUAUUGUUUUGUAAUGAUUCAAUGUGAAAGAUAAAAGAUCCUUCGUAUAUAUGACAUGUAAGAGUUAUUAGGUGCAAAUCAAAGUCGAUGUAAAAAAGUUAGUUAGUUCAAUUCACUCAAACGAAAUCAUUUGAAAUGAAGUUACGUUUUCAUAUCGACACCGUCACAAGAUGGAGUCAAGGUUUACAUAUAAUUAAAAAUAAACAGCCAUCACAUUUUGUAAAUUUUUAAUUUAUUGGCAAGUUUCAAUGCCGAAAUUUCCUAGUUUGCAUUUAAGCAAAAGCCACUGCUUACAGUCAAUUAAUAAGUGAAUAUAGUUGUGCAAAAAAUCUACAAUUCAUUAUGAAUGCUGAAAUUUAGAUUGUGAACACAUAGUGAGAGGAUACUAUGGAUGGUUUGAUAAUAAAAUAGUGCCUUUGUAUAUUAAUAGAGUUGGUUUCUAUAGUCCUGUCAUAAAUGACCACAGUCAUUGGAAUGGUGUGCAGUAUUUUAAACUUGUCUUUGCAUAACUGUAUUCACGUAAGAAUUAAAACUAUAUUCAUAUAAGAGAAGAAUAGAAGUCUUCUUCUAGUGUUUUAUAGCAUUUGGCUAAUAGAAUAAGAGUUAAUAGUAAAUUUAAACAGAGUACAUUAUCAUUUCAAUUAGCAAUAACUUUGUAAUGAAGGCUAUAAUUAUUUUGAUGUAAUAAGAAAAUUAAAUGGAUGUGUGUUGCAUGUUGAUUGAAGUCUGUUACAGCUUGAUGAUGCAACCUCAAUGAGGUUCAGUGCAGUUUUAGACUAGUUUAUGUGAAUAGCUUUAUCGAGACCAGAACCUCGCACAUGUGUAUGGAAACACAUAAUUUGUUCAAAAUAUUGGCGUUUUGUUUUUAUUCGGUAUAGAAUAAUUGCAUCCAUUAUUGAAAAUCUUUUGUUUAUUGUAAAAAAAUGUAAGUAAUUUGCUGUCUUAACUUAAAUUGUGUUUAGUCAAAUGAAUGCGUGACAAAAAUAAUUUAGAAGCCAGUCUUUUCAUUUUUAGUCUUUUAUCUAAUAAAU